This is a messenger RNA of Sporothrix brasiliensis 5110, 324 nucleotides long. RefSeq lists its product as uncharacterized. The transcript has a single exon. Lineage: Eukaryota; Fungi; Ascomycota; Sordariomycetes; Ophiostomatales; Ophiostomataceae. The record is from RefSeq and is a predicted model, not a curated record. Bases 1 to 324 code for a protein of 107 amino acids.
AUGUACGAGUGUUACCGUGAUAGCAACGGUUACACUUGUCUGGUUCUUGUGAACGGCCGCGAGUAUCAGACGGAUCUUGCAUACGAAUCGGACAUGCUGGCCCAAGAAAACGCCGCUAUGCGUGCAUUUAUGGUCUGCCGGAAUUUUUCCGUUAACGGUGGCAUGCUGGCCAGGAACGGUAUUGUCCAAGGUCUUCCUGCAGACGAGUCCAACCGGAAGCACCGACGGGGCCGCCAGGCGUCAAGCAGCCACAGCAAGAGCAGCCGCAGCAGCCGGCGAUCCGGUACUCAUUCGAGCAGCUCCUCGACAGCCUCGUUUGAAUAA